Molecule: messenger RNA, 9821 nt
Organism: Haliotis rufescens (red abalone)
Lineage: Eukaryota; Metazoa; Mollusca; Gastropoda; Lepetellida; Haliotidae
Product: phosphatidylinositol phosphatase PTPRQ-like
Exons: 68
Coding region: 134-8815 (2893 amino acids)
Biological process (GO): protein dephosphorylation
Molecular function (GO): protein binding; protein tyrosine phosphatase activity
Source: RefSeq, a predicted model, not a curated record
GCUGUAAUAUCUUGUCAACUUCACAAUGAGGAAGUAUAUCGCUACAAACGCCUACUGAUUCUUAUAUGCAGCAGUGUGUGAUCAUGUAAGCAGCUAGCACCUCUCAUCGAAUGUACAUGCCAUCGUAUCCAAAAUGAAUCUGGGAUCAAGGUUCUGUUGCCUCCUGCUCCUCUUGUUGGCCUGUACGGAAACUACUUUACAGUCGUCAAGUUCACCACACAUAUCAUCAUCACCUUCACCAUCAACAAGAUCAACGCCACCUACAGUGAUAACGAAACCGACAACAUCAUCUUCAAAGAAAAUACAAACAUCCAGCGAUGGAGAGAAAGGUGUUACGUGUACACCUGCUGGAAUUCCUGGAAAGGUAGAACAUCUUCACAUCGAUCACAUACAAGACAAUUUUACGAGUGUGGAAGUCUUCUUCUCCUGUCCAAACGAAACAGAAAGACACGGCGACAUAAAAUACUACAUACUGUCGUAUGAAGCUCAGCGAGAACAUAACCACAACGUGACAGAAAAUCCCCAAGGAUUAAACAUUUCAGCUGAACCUGAGUCGAACUGUAACUACUCACGGGUUGUACCCAUCACAGCACAAGUACACUACAUGUUCUCGGUCCGUGCAUAUAACAAAUACAAUGGAACCGUUUCUGAAAAGAAUUAUACCACGCUUACUGGAGCGUCCGGCCCUGUGGCUAGUUUGGAUGUACUGAGUACAACGGCAGAUUCCAUCACUAUACAGUGGACCAGGCCAUCACUUCCAAAUGGCAACAUCCUUUGGUAUCUGAUAAACGUUACAUCGGACGGCAAACAUGAAAGAGUUAUAAAUGUGACCUGUGACCAGCCUGAGGGCGGCGGCAAACCGAACUGUAAAGAAACGGACACUUCAAACACGGAGAGUGCUCUUGUUGUCAACCAAGACAGAAAUGAGCUCUAUUACUACAACAUUGAAACCUUACAAUCCUACACUAACUACACAAUAGCAAUAUCGUGUGUCAACAUAAACGGAACAGGGGUGGAGAGGAACAUCACAUUUCAAACCAACAUGACCGUUCCUGGAAAGGUAGAACAUCUUCACAUCGAACACAUACAAGACAAUUUUACGAGUGUGGAAGUCUUCUUCUCCUGUCCAAACGAAACAGAAAGACACGGCGACAUAAAAUACUACAUACUGUCGUAUGAAGCUCAGCGAGAACAUAACCACAACGUGACAGAAAAUCCCCAAGGAUUAAACAUUUCAGCUGAACCUGAGUCGAACUGUAACUACUCACGGGUUGUACCCAUCACAGCACAAGUAGACUACAGGUUCUCGGUCCGUGCAUAUAGCAAAUACAAUGGAACCGUUUCUGAAAAGAAUUAUACCACGCUUACUGGAGCGUCCGGCCCUGUGGCUAGUUUGGAUGUACUGAGUACAACGGCAGAUUCCAUCAGUAUACAGUGGACCAGGCCAUCACUUCCAAAUGGCAACAUCCUUUGGUAUCUGAUAAACGUUACAUCGGACGGCAAACAUGAAAGAGUUAUAAAUGUGACCUGUGACCAGCCUGAGGGCGGCGGCAAACCGAACUGUAAAGAAACGGACACUUCAAACACGGAGAGUGCUCCUGUUGUCAACCAAGACAGAAAUGAGCAGUGUGACUACAACAUUACAGGCUUAGAAUCCUACACUAACUACACAAUAGUAAUAUCCUGUGUCAACAUAAACGGAACAGGGGUGGAGAGGAACAUCACAUUUCAAACCAACAUGACCGUUCCUGGAAUGGUAGAAAAUCUUCACAUCGAACACAUACAAGACAAUUUUACGAGUGUGGAAGUCUUCUUCUCCUGUCCAAACGAAACAGAAAGACACGGCGACAUAAAAUACUACAUACUGUCGUAUGAAGCUCAGCGAGGACAUAACCACAACGUGACAGAAAAUCCCCAAGGAUUAAACAUUUCAGCUGAACCUGAGUCGAACUGUAACUACUCACGGGUUGUACCCAUCACAGCACAAGUACACUACAUGUUCUCGGUCCGUGCAUAUAACAAAUACAAUGGAACCGUUUCUGAAAAGAAUUAUACCACGCUUACUGGAGCGUCCGGCCCUGUGGCUAGUUUGGAUGUACUGAGUACAACGGCAGAUUCCAUCAGUAUACAGUGGACCAGGCCAUCACUUCCAAAUGGCAACAUCCUUUGGUAUCUGAUAAACGUUACAUCGGACGGCAAACAUGAAAGAGUUAUAAAUGUGACCUGUGACCAGCCUGAGGGCGGCGGCAAACCGAACUGUAAAGAAACGGACACUUCAAACACGGAGAGUGCUCCUGUUGUCAACCAAGACAGAAAUGAGCAGUGUGACUACAACAUUACAGGCUUAGAAUCCUACACUAACUACACAAUAGUAAUAUCCUGUGUCAACAUAAACGGAACAGGGGUGGAGAGGAACAUCACAUUUCAAACCAACAUGACCGUUCCUGGAAAGGUAGAAAAUCUUCACAUCGAACACAUACAAGACAAUUUUACGAGUGUGGAAGUCUUCUUCUCCUGUCCAAACGAAACAGAAAGACACGGCGACAUAAAAUACUACAUACUGUCGUAUGAAGCUCAGCGAGAACAUAACCACAACGUGACAGAAAAUCCCCAAGGAUUAAACAUUUCAGCUGAACCUGAGUCGAACUGUAACUACUCCCGGGUUGUACCCAUCACAGCACAAGUACACUACAUGUUCUCGGUCCGUGCAUAUAACAAAUACAAUGGAACCGUUUCUGAAAAGAAUUAUACCACGCUUACUGGAGCGUCCGGCCCUGUGGCUAGUUUGGAUGUACUGAGUACAACGGCAGAUUCCAUCAGUAUACAGUGGACCAGGCCAUCACUUCCAAAUGGCAACAUCCUUGGGUAUCUGAUAAACGUUACAUCGGACGGCAAACAUGAAAGAGUUAUAAAUGUGACCUGUGACCAUCCUGAGGGCGGCGGCAAACCGAACUGUAGGGAAACGGACACUUCAAACACGGAGAGUGCUCCUGUUGUCAACCAAGACAGAAAUGAGCUGUGUGACUACAACAUUACAGGCUUAGAAUCCUACACUAACUACACAAUAGUAAUAUCCUGUGUCAACAUAAACGGAACAGGGGUGGAGAGGAACAUCACAUUUCAAACCAACAUGACCGUUCCUGGAAAGGUAGAAAAUCUUCACAUCGAACACAUACAAGACAAUUUUACGAGUGUGGAAGUCUUCUUCUCCUGUCCAAACGAAACAGAAAGACACGGCGACAUAAAAUACUACAUACUGUCGUAUGAAGCUCAGCGAGAACAUAACCACAACGUGACAGAAAAUCCCCAAGGAUUAAACAUUUCAGCUGAACCUGAGUCGAACUGUAACUACUCACGGGUUGUACCCAUCACAGCACAAGUACACUACAUGUUCUCGGUCCGUGCAUAUAACAAAUACAAUGGAACCGUUUCUGAAAAGAAUUAUACCACGCUUACUGGAGUUCCUGGAAAGGUAGAAAAUCUUCACAUCGAACACAUACAAGACAAUUUUACGAGUGUGGAAGUCUUCUUCUCCUGUCCAAACGAAACAGAAAGACACGGCGACAUAAAAUACUACAUACUGUCGUAUGAAGCUCAGCGAGAACAUAACCACAACGUGACAGAAAAUCCCCAAGGAUUAAACAUUUCAGCUGAACCUGAGUCGAACUGUAACUACUCACGGGUUGUACCCAUCACAGCACAAGUACACUACAUGUUCUCGGUCCGUGCAUAUAACAAAUACAAUGGAACCGUUUCUGAAAAGAAUUAUACCACGCUUACUGGAGCGUCCGGCCCUGUGGCUAGUUUGGAUGUACUGAGUACAACGGCAGAUUCCAUCAGUAUACAGUGGACCAGGCCAUCACUUCCAAAUGGCAACAUCCUUGGGUAUCUGAUAAACGUUACAUCGGACGGCAAACAUGAAAGAGUUAUAAAUGUGACCUGUGACCAUCCUGAGGGCGGCGGCAAACCGAACUGUAGGGAAACGGACACUUCAAACACGGAGAGUGCUCCUGUUGUCAACCAAGACAGAAAUGAGCUGUGUGACUACAACAUUACAGGCUUAGAAUCCUACACUAACUACACAAUAGUAAUAUCCUGUGUCAACAUAAACGGAACAGGGGUGGAGAGGAACAUCACAUUUCAAACCAACAUGACCGUUCCUGGAAAGGUAGAAAAUCUUCACAUCGAACACAUACAAGACAAUUUUACGAGUGUGGAAGUCUUCUUCUCCUGUCCAAACGAAACAGAAAGACACGGCGACAUAAAAUACUACAUACUGUCGUAUGGAGCUCAGCGAGAACAUAACCACAACGUGACAGAAAAUCCCCAAGGAUUAAACAUUUCAGCUGAACCUGAGUCGAACUGUAACUACUCACGGGUUGUACCCAUCACAGCACAAGUACACUACAUGUUCUCGGUCCGUGCAUAUAACAAAUACAAUGGAACCGUUUCUGAAAAGAAUUAUACCACGCUUACUGGAGCGUCCGGCCCUGUGGCUAGUUUGGAUGUACUGAGUACAACGGCAGAUUCCAUCAGUAUACAGUGGACCAGGCCAUCACUUCCAAAUGGCAACAUCCUUGGGUAUCUGAUAAACGUUACAUCGGACGGCAAACAUGAAAGAGUUAUAAAUGUGACCUGUGACCAUCCUGAGGGCGGCGACAAACCGAACUGUAGGGCAACGGACACUUCACACACGAAGAGCGGUCCUGUUGUCAACCAAGACAGAAAUGAGCUCUACGACUACAAAGUUGAAACCUUACAAUCCUACACUAACUACACAAUAGCAAUAUAUUGUGUCAACAUAAACGGAACAGGGGAGAGGAGGAAAACCACAGUUCAAACCAACAUGACCGUUCCUGGAAAGGUAGAAAAUCUUCACAUCGAUCACAUACAAGACAAUUUUACGAGUGUGGAAGUCUUCUUCUCCUGUCCAAACGAAACAGAAAGACACGGCGACAUAAAAUACUACAUACUGUCGUAUGGAGCUCAGCGAGAACAUAACCACAACGUGACAGAAAAUCCCCAAGGAUUAAACAUUUCAGCUGAACCUGAGUCGAACUGUAACUACUCACGGGUUGUACCCAUCACAGCACAAGUAGACUACAUGUUCUCGGUCCACGCAUUCAACAAAUACAAUGGAACCGUUUCCGAAAAGAAUUAUACCACGCUUACUGGAGAGUCUGGUCCCGUGGCUAGCUUGGUUGUAUUGAAUACAACGGCAUAUUCCAUCACUAUACAGUGGACGAAGCCAUCACUUCCAAAUGGCAACAUCCUUGGGUAUCUGAUAAACGUUACAUCCGGCGACAAACCUGACAGAGUUAUAAAUGUAACCUGUGACCAGUCUACGGAAGACAGAAAGCACGAAUGUAAAGCAGUUGACACUACAAAUACGAGUAGUGCCGCUGUUUUCAACCAAGACGGAAAUAAGCAAUAUGACUACAAUAUUACAGCCUUAGAGUCUUAUACUAACUACACAAUAGUAAUAUCCUGUGUUAACAUAAACGGAACAGGGGAGGAGAGGAACACCUAUGUUCAAACAAACAUGACUGUUCCAUCACCGCCAAAGGAGUUGCAGGCCUUUGUGAACAGAUCGUCAAGUGUGACCCUGUUCUGGACCCCCGCCGAUCACCAGGACGGACCCACUACCUACUACAUUACAGUAGGGGAAGAGAACAGCCUAAACUCACUCACUUUCCAAGAGAUAGAGUGUGUCACUGUCACUGGUUUUCAUAAUACAUCCGUCUUGAUUGAGGGUCUCCGGAGUUACUGGAUCUACAACUUCAGCAUCACAGCAGCUACUCCAGUUGACAAUUCAAGUGUCGUGUCUCUGAACAGAACUGUCAGGACAGACGAGUCAGCUCCUGGAAAGGUAGAGAAUCUUCGCAUCGCUCAGAUUAAAGACAACUUCACGAGUUUGGAAGUCAUCUUCUCCUGUCCCAACGAAACAGAAAGACACGGCGACAUUAAAUAUUACAUACUGUCGUAUGAUGCUCAGGGAGAUUAUAACCACAGCAUGAUAGAAAAUAAUCAAGGAUUGAACAUUUCUGCUGAACCUGAGCCGAACUGUAACUACUCACGGGUUGUACCCGUGACGCCUGAAGUAAACUACAUGUUCUCGGUUGUAGCUCAUGAUUCGUAUGCUGGGAAUGAAACAACUGAAUAUCACUUCGCAAAAGAUGGGCAGCCAGGGAGUGUAUCAGAUUUCACGAGCACGUCCACCACCAACAGCUCCAUCAGUCUGUCCUGGAAGCCUCCCAGAUUUACCAAUGGCUUCAUCCUGGGAUAUGUCCUGCAUGUCCACACAGAAGACGGGGUGUGUCUGCAGGCUGUGCACAUUGUCUGUACUGACUGCCAGUCUCAUGGAACCUUCAGAGUAGAGGAUGGAAACUGUAGUAUUUCCCGACAUACCAUUAUACAAAGACCGGAAACGUCUCUCACCAACUAUGACGUCAACUCCCUCUUGUCGUUCACUAACUACACCAUCACCGUGGCUGCUGUCAAUAACUUCAGCAUCGGCAUUGACACUUCCGUUGCUAUACGGACAGACAUUGAUGUCCCCGCGAUGCCUACACAACUCUCUGUCACUGUGCUGAACGCAUCGGCGGUGGAGAUUACCUGGACGCCCCCAGUUCACAAGUCUGGACCGACGGAUUACACCAUCCUCGUACAGCAGGCUACAGGAAGACAAUCUUCAACGUUCGAGAACAUGGACAACUUAACUGUAAACGGUUACAAUUCUUCUGAAAGAACCAUUGGUGGUCUAUUGAGCUCGUGGAGGUACAAUUUCAGCAUUAUAGCCAGUACAUGUAAAGGAGGUUCCCGUCCCACGGUCAGAGAAAGUAACAUCACCACCCAAGAAUCCAAACCUUGUGAAGUACAGCAAUUGAGCGUUUCGUCGAUUCCUGGCAACUUUACAGCUGUAAACCUCACCUGGGACUGUCCCAAGGAAAGAGAAAGGAACGGAUUUAUCAAGAAUUACACCAUAGAGUAUUCCUAUCCGGGUGCAGAACCUAUGGUGUAUGGCCACUAUGAACCUGAGGAUCCGUGUGAUGUUACACAUACAGCCAUAUUACCUGUACGACCAGAACACAGCUACACAUUCACAGUUUCUGCUAAUGCAAUGUACAAAGGCAAAACGAAACAGUCAAACGUGUUCCCUGCUCGUGCUGGUAAACCCCUGACGAAGACUUCGUCAGAAAUAUUCAUCAGCAAAGCAGCUCAAAGCAAAGACGUUGCCACAGACACAUCUUUUACUGUCUCGUUUGAUUCAACCACACUUCUCGACGAUACUAAUGGGAAAAUUAUUGAAGCAGGAAUUCUUGUCAUGAAGAAAAAUGAAAAAACAUCAAAGCGUCCAGAAAAUAUGACGGAUUGGGACACAUGGAAGAACUGGUAUAAGUGGAAGAAUAGCGGGUAUAAGGGUUCUUACCGCCCCACCCCAGAACACUACCUGAUUCAUGUUAGGAAAAGGAGGAGCGCUCCUACAGGGGAAAGUCUCAUGUCUUACUCGGUUGGUGUGGAUGUCAAGUGCGACAGUGAACAAGACCAGUUCUGUAAUGGACCCCUGGAACCAGAGACUAUAUAUAAGGUUGUUGCUGUGUCGUGUACCAGUGCUGGUUGUACAUCUACUGAUCCGUUCGGUAACUUCAAAACAGAACCAACGCCCAUUGUCGGCGCUGUAGUAGGAGGAAUAGUAGCAGCCGUCGUCGUCAUCGGGGUUGUUGUAGGAGUCGUUCUUCUCCGUAAUCGCCGCAAAAGGAAGAGUCAUGACGGUAACGAAGACAACGAGUCUGAGGAUGAUUAUGAGGCCGAGGAUAAUGUCGAUAAUAAGACGAUGCCUAAAAAGAUCGCGGAUUUCGACAAGAUCGUAAAGGAUUUAUACAAGGAUUCAAAGCUACUCUUUACCAGAGAAUGGCAGCAACUCGCCGCUGCGACUGUGAAGCAACCGUCCGAGAAUGCGGUGCUGGUCGGCAACAGAUCCAAGAACCGAUACGUCAACAUUCUGGCGUAUGACCACUCCCGGGUCAAGCUGCUGCCCCUUGAUGAGGAUGAAUGCUCUGACUACAUCAACGCCAACUACAUCCCUGGCUACACAUCCCCCCGUGAGUACAUCGCCUCCCAGGGCCCCCUGUCACAAACCACCGUGGACUUUUGGAGGAUGAUCUGGGAGCAGAAAGUCCCUCUUAUUGUCAUGCUGACAGGAUUAAUGGAGGGCGGUGUGAGAAAGUUGGACAUGUACUGGCCCGAUGAAAUGAACGCUCCUAAACAGUAUGGCGACCUGGUUGUUGAACUGAUAAACAAGUCACCUCUCAGCAAGUUCACCAUCAUGAUCUUCAACAUGACGUUGGGUAACGACACGCGUACAGUGAAGCACUUCUUCUUGCCGGGAUGGCACGACUACAACGCCAAUCUCGAUGAAGGGGACGUCAUCGACUUCGCACGAUAUGUCCGUGCAGAGCUGAAACCAACAGACGAGGGGCCAAUGUUGGUCCACUGCAGCGCUGGUGUCGGUCGGACCGGGACGUACUUGAGCGUGGACUACUUUAUCCAGGUGAUCGACAACUGCGACAUUGACGGCGAGGUCGACAUUUUCUCCUACGUCCUCAAGAUGCGCAACAAUCGACCAUUCAUGGUCCAGUCAGAGAAGCAGUAUGUGUUCAUCCAUGAUGCUGUCAAGGAGAUGAUCGCCAGGAAGAAGAAGCUGCUGUUUGGAGAACAGGAGGAAAACAUUUACCAGAACCAAGGAUUUGUUCCCGAUGAAGCUGACGGUGAACAUCUCUACAUGAAUGUAGUCUCGGGAGCACAGAGAAUGUGAACACUGCGGCGUCGUCACUGAGGGAUGUUCGCCAGCAAAGGAAACAAAGACAACUGUACCAUAUGUGACCAUUCAUUUGUUGGAAUGUCUUAAAUCAAAUGGAUGAAAUGGACUGUUGACACGUCUUGCGUGUCGCUCGACGGUUCCCAAUCAAUUAAAAACAUUUCAAUAGCCAAUCAAAUGAAAGCAUUUCAGUUCGUGCCUACAGAAAUUAAUAUCCAUGUAUACCUUAAGUAUAUGCUUUUAAACUUAUAUUCCUGAGCCUGAAAUACAUGUAUGUUAUGAACACUUAAUCGUUAAACCUGACACAUGUCAUUAUUAUGCUACUAUAUAUAUAUAUAUAUAUAUAUAUAUAUAUAUAUAUAUAUAUAUAUAUAUAUAUAUAUAUAUAUAUAUUAGUCAGCAUUUAGAAAACUGAUAUAACAGAUAUCGUAAUAUAUUUGAGUGAUAUAAAUUAAUUAUCUCUUAGCUUUGGGACUAAUUCCUUUCUUAUUAUUUUUGAUAUUUUUACUAUUGAUUUCAACCUGUGUUACAUUUGAUAACAUUGUAGGAUGUAGUAUAUAGCUUUGAAUUUAUGAAUGUGCUAUUGCAUUUUGGCUACAUAAAUGAACAAUUGAUACACAUUGAACACAUUGAACAAUACCUCAAAUCUAUACACUUGAGAAUAUUAUUUUGCAAUACAUUAACUAAACGUAUAAAUGCUUUAACAGUUUGCCUUGUAAAAGUCUAAAUACAUUGUACAUACAUAAUUAUGUGUGAUUAUGAAAGGAUUCUUUGAGACAUCAUCAUAUAAGCUCAUUAAAUCAGUAAUAGAUUUGUAUAUUUUGUUUUAAUGUUUUAAGACGUUGAUUACAUUACACUACACUAAUGAAAUGAAUGUUCUCUUCCGUGUGAGUAUUCAUAGUAUAGUUCUUUUACAAUACCAGUUCAAUUGCAUCACUAGCAUUUGCAUAUAUAAUGUAUUCCUUUAUGUCAAAUAAAAGUAUAGCUUUUCACGCUUUGAGAA